CUUAUCUGGGUGGAAUUGUGUAAUAAGAAAGUAACUAAUUUAUAUAAAUAGGCUAUAUAAAUAAUAAUCAUAUUAUAUUUAAACACACACAGGCAGUUUAGGUCACGGUUAGGUGUGCUGUUUACGGCGAGCCGUCACGUGCAUAUGACGCCACUGAUAGAUCUGUAGGGAGAAACUGAAACUAUGCUGCAUUUACGCGAUUGCACUUUAUGAACUUCGUUCAACAUGGCACAGAUGUUUCAAAUUUUGGUUAUUGGUUUUAGAGGAGAAAAGAAAACUGUCGACGUUUCAACCUCCGAAGAUGAGUUUAACAAAACAACAAUAUUGGUAUUCAAAGAAAAGCUGAUGGUGAAGUUUCCGGAGCUUAAAGAUGCGCAGUUUAGAAUGAUGUUCACUGAUGUCCAGCUUGAGGACAGCGACACUUUCUCCUUUCGCAAGAUCCAGAAUAAAUCCACGAUCUUCCUGAUCGUCCGCAUGCCGGGAGGAGCCACAAUCACAGCGACAUGAAGCGCGGGAAGUCCGGGACAGCCGCAGCCCCGGACUGAACACACACGCAGAGACUUUUAAACAUGUCUUUCCUGUCUUUUUUGUUCGUUUGGAGCACUGUACAAAAUCAAUAUUAAGAUCAUGUUAAAUAAUUAAAAUUGCCUUUCUUGUUUCCUUA
Messenger RNA from Clarias gariepinus (North African catfish), 664 nucleotides. RefSeq lists its product as uncharacterized. Lineage: Eukaryota; Metazoa; Chordata; Actinopteri; Siluriformes; Clariidae. Gene Ontology annotation, molecular function: protein binding. The record is from RefSeq and is a predicted model, not a curated record. Bases 226 to 507 code for a protein of 93 amino acids. The transcript has 2 exons.